Molecule: messenger RNA, 270 nt
Organism: Phanerochaete carnosa HHB-10118-sp
Lineage: Eukaryota; Fungi; Basidiomycota; Agaricomycetes; Polyporales; Phanerochaetaceae
Exons: 1
Molecular function (GO): monooxygenase activity; iron ion binding; heme binding
Source: RefSeq, a predicted model, not a curated record
AUGGGUAACCUCCGCGAGAUGCACGACCAGGAGAACACGGGGCUCUUCGCACGCUGGGAAGCAGCAUAUGGCAGCACCUUCGUCUAUCACGGCUUCAUUGGUGGAGCGCGGCUCUUAACAACCGACCCCGUUGCGGUGGCGCAUAUUCUCGGACAUGGAUACGACUUCCCGAAGCCGGAAUUCAUCAGAGAUGCACUGGCAAGCAUGGCAGCAGGACACGAAGGACUGUUGGUCGUCGAGGGAGAAAAGCAUAGGAAGCAGGUGCGUGUU